UGAUCGCGGGCGGCCAUGUUUGUUGAGGGCAAGGCUUUGCAUAGUAGUAGUAGUAGUCUGCCGACAAGAUCACCCUCUAAGGAGUCUAAGGUAAGAGAUUCAUGGAACGCUAUGGUAAUGGACAUGGAAGUCCCUGUAUACCCCACUGUGCCACUCUCCAAUGGGCAGAAGAUCCCAGUCCUGGGUUUGGGACUGUCACACCAAGGAGGAUAUUCCCACAGUGCACUGCUCUAUGCACUGAAAAAUUGUGGCAUCCGACACAUCGACACUGCUAAGAGAUAUGGCAAUGAAGAACAAGUUGGCAAAGCAAUAGCUGAAAGUGGGGUGAAGAGAGAAGACUUGUGGGUCACCACAAAGUUAUGGCUAGGAGAUUUUGGGUAUGACAAUGCCAUACAAGCAUGCAUGGAUUCAUGUAAAAGGCUUGGAUUGGAUUACCUUGACCUGUAUCUGAUGCACUGGCCUGAUGCUAAUCUUCCUGGUAAGAGUGCCCGGGAGGCCCGAGCAGAGACAUGGAAAGCUCUGGAGGAAUUGUAUGACAGAGGAGUCUGCCGCUCAAUUGGUGUCAGCAACUUUCUCAUCCAUCACUUGGAACAGCUGAAAGAAGACUGUGAUAUGGCUCCCCACCUAAACCAGGUAGAAUACCAUCCCUUCCAGAGGCCACAGGAGUUGGUGGAUUAUUGUAAGGAAAAUAAUAUUGUAUUUGAAGGUUACUGUCCAUUGGCUAAGGGGCAAGCCUUGACACAUCCAAGUAUCUUAAAACUCGCAAAGCUGUAUGAGAAAACACCAGCUCAGAUCUGUAUACGCUGGAGCAUUCAGAAUGGCAUUAUCACUAUCCCAAAAUCUACGAAAGAAAGCCGAAUCCUUGAGAACUGCCAGGUGUUUGACUUUCAACUGCAGCAGAAUGACAUGGACCAUUUAUCAUCCCUGCAUUGUAACAGGAAGCUAAUUCAUCUGACAUACCCACUGUGGAGAGGAUGAAUCCAGAAUACAGACGCGACUCUCAGAACACUGGAGGCUGUGUUGUGUAAAGCACAUCAUAACCACUAUCACACGGGUCAUCCAAGAGUGACUAUAGACAUGCCUGCAAGAGGGCUAAUGUUAUUAAAUGCAAUUACUCUUGACCCAAUUGAAAGACACUAUUCUUUAAAUGCAAUGUGUUAUUUUGGUUUUGUGUUGCCUGUUGCCUUUGUGUUUUUAAUGCAAUUCAAACAUUUACUUGGCACCAAAUAUAUUUCUAUGGAAUUUCUUGGGAAAGUGGUGGAAGGUAACAGAAUAAAAUAUGCCUGUUACAAACCUA
Messenger RNA from Rana temporaria (common frog), 1297 nucleotides. RefSeq names its product glyoxal reductase-like. The transcript is spliced from 8 exons. Gene Ontology annotation, molecular function: oxidoreductase activity. NCBI's taxonomy places the organism in Eukaryota, Metazoa, Chordata, Amphibia, Anura, Ranidae. The coding region runs from base 16 to 978 and encodes 320 amino acids. The record is from RefSeq and is a predicted model, not a curated record.